Anopheles funestus (African malaria mosquito) is the source of this 2466-nucleotide messenger RNA. It is a transcript of the gene BBS1, whose product is annotated as Bardet-Biedl syndrome 1 protein homolog. The transcript has 4 exons. Bases 372 to 2183 code for a protein of 603 amino acids. Lineage: Eukaryota; Metazoa; Arthropoda; Insecta; Diptera; Culicidae. Gene Ontology annotation, cellular component: BBSome; axoneme; centrosome. The record is from RefSeq and is a predicted model, not a curated record. Gene Ontology annotation, biological process: non-motile cilium assembly; protein localization to cilium. Gene Ontology annotation, molecular function: smoothened binding; patched binding.
AUUAGUGAAAAGACGCAGAGAAUCUUUUCCCGAACCGUGUGUUGAUGGACUGCCAUAUUGCCGUUGCUAGUGGCAACGCGUAUGAUCAUGCGCCUGCGUUUUUGUACCAAAAAAAUAACACAUGCAACAGGUGUCUUGUGGCUAAUAGUGUGAAUCCCACACGUCGCCAAGGGCAACGGGAUUGCUAAGGGCAAAGCACAAACAAACGGGAUCACCUGACGGGUUCGGUGUUCGAAAAAUCUGCGUUUCGAAACGAGAACGGAAGGCGUCCCAGUGGAAGAUUUACGGUCAAUUUACGGUUGUGCAUCGCUGAGGUGUAUUUUGUUGCGGCAUUAUUUAGAUCGCAUCUAAUUGGAUCAUCUUCGGUUGCGAUGUUUCUGUGCAAAACGAAACCGACCGACAAGUGGUUGGACGCGCAGUGCGACGGUACGGCAGCAUUGCACACGCUGCCUUCAUGCAUGACGCUUUGCGAUCUGAAGAACGACAACUACUACCAGCUCAUAACAGUGGAUGUGCCGCUGUUUGAUUUUGACGUUAAGCCCAAACUGAAGGUGUACAAGGGAACGAACCUGAUCAGUGAGCAACAUCUGCCGGGGAUUCCAAGUGCGGUGGAAAGUUUGUACAUCAGCGAUCAGGAACCACGAAUACCCAUCAUUGCAGUUGCAGUGGAGUCAUCGGUGCUAUUCUAUCGUAACAUGAAGCCGUACUACAAGUACACGGUACCGAGCAUGACGAUAGAACCCCUCGAGGUGGAUGUGUGGAAGAAGCUGCCGAACGAGCGAGGUGACGCGCUUGAUGUACUGAUCGAUAGUUUGCGCUCGAUCGAACCCUCGCAGAUGACGCUCCAAACGCAGGAGCUCCUUAGCUUGUCCGAAAGUGAGCGCGGUGGAUACAUUCGAACGAACGCUGAGCGCAAGCUGGAACGUCUGUCCAUCAUCACUUCAAUGACCACGAUCAAGAAAGCUUCAAAUGAAGUCAAAUCGGCUUCCUGCCUAAUUCUUGCAACGGAAUGCGGUGAACUUCUGGUGCUGGAUACACAAGCGUUCGUGGUCCUUGCACAGGCCAAGGUUGGUCCAUUCCGCGGUACACCGAGUAUGAUCUCGGCAGGUGGCCAGUACGAUAUCGAUUACCGGGUGGUGAUAGCGACACGUGAAGGCGCCCUGUACUUGCUUCGUAAAGGAUGGCUUGCUGGACAACAUAUCGUCAAGCUGGACAAUCCUGCUGCUGGUCUGUCAUUGUUACCGAUCGAUCAGACCAUUGUGGUCGUCUGCAUGAAUCAGUCGCUUGUUUGCUACUCCAAAAAGGGCAAGAAACUUUGGAUGGUGCAGCUACCCCAGCCAGCCGUAUGCAUGACCCCAGUCUGUCUGCCACAUCUCGGCAUCAAUUUGGUUUGCGUGUGUCUCAAAGGUGGAUUGGUACAAUUUUAUAGCCAGAAGAAACUGGUGGACCAAUUCUACGCUCCCGAGUCGGUUUCGGCCCUAACCUUCGGCAGACUUGGCCAGGAGGAACACGUCCUCAUUCUAGUCACCAUCGAUGGUUCGCUGAUUGUAAAGAUUCUAAAGCGAACGGCCGAGUUUGUGACCACAGACAACGUGUAUGACAUAAAAUCGGCCGAGGAACCGCCGGGUAAUUUACAGAUACCGAAAAAGACAAAAAUCUUCGUCGAACAAACGUUGCGCGAGAAGGAACAUGCGGCCACCAUACACAAUUCGUUUCAGUCGGAGCUGUGGCGCAUGCGGCUGACCACAGCACGAGCCACUGUGGAUGUUAUUAAUUCUGCCGAUAGCAACAUGUCCACAGUCGAUGUGGGUCUUGCUCCGAUCAAGCUAGCAGCGGAAGUACUUGGUUUAGGGCCAACGUUCAAGCUGUUUGUGGUACUGGAAAACAUUUCCACCCGAAAGGAAGCGACGGGUUUGAACGUACUUAUACAGGCUGACCAUCGUCAUUACCGAGUGGAGCGACCAUAUCUGAAGCUACCGAUGCUAGUACCGGGAUUCCCUGUACGAUUAGACUUUCGGGUGACUGUUAGCGUCGAUCCCUCAGACGGUUUACCUCCAGUAGAUUUGACACCAGAAAAUUCGCACAUCAAGGUGUUGGUGUUCAAAACCGGUCAGACAAAACCCUUGAUUGCAUCGACCGUGGUAAUGCCUCAACCGGAACCACAAAUUUUGAAUGCUUUGUAACGAUAAGGAUGCCAAUAAUUAUCUUCUACGUGUUUAAAACUUGGGACUCACCCGCUUAUAAAAAGAUAAUUUAGUUUCGACAUGCCAGAAAUGUUGAUAACUGUGGUAAAAAGGUCGCUGUUGGACAUUCUACCUUCUCCAGGUUUGAUUUCCGUUAUUUUCAAAUUGAAUGCAAAGCUGCCAUGCAAGUAACCGACUGUACAAAUAGUUGCAUGCAAUUCGUUUAGCGUUUUUCCGUUUGCUUCUGAUGAAUGCUUGAAUUUUGAAUAAAUGUUAAACUUUA